Molecule: messenger RNA, 477 nt
Organism: Ostertagia ostertagi
Lineage: Eukaryota; Metazoa; Nematoda; Chromadorea; Rhabditida; Trichostrongylidae
Source: the annotation of a GenBank genome assembly
AUGAUCAAGCAGUUUCUGCGUGAUGUUGAUUGGGGAGAGGUUGACUACCUGUUGAUAGACACUCCACCAGGCACUUCUGAUGAGCACAUCUCUUUGGUGCAAUUCCUUCUGCAAGCAGGGAGUCUUGACGGUGCCAUCAUUGUCAGCACCCCACAGGAAGUGUCAUUGCUCGAUGUUCGGAAAGAGGUAAGCUUCUGUCACAAAACGAAGGUUCCUAUCCUGGGUGUUGUGGAAAAUAUGGCAAAGUUUGUUUGUCCACAUUGCAAUCAUGCCAGCAUACUGUUUCCUUCCACUACAGGAGGAGCGACAACUAUGUGUGAAGAAGGAAAAUUGCAGCUUCUUAGCCAGCUGCCGUUGGAACCUGCUCUUGCUCAAGCACUGGACAAUGGAGAAGAUUUCUUCGAAAAGUAUCCCGACUCAGCAAUGGCCAAAGCAUUCAUUGAAUUGGCAAAGAAGAUAGAGGUUUUAUUAGAGUAG